CAAGGAAAAAAGAGAGGACGGGUAACACUCAUUUAACACACACGUUCCAAAAGUGAAGCCAGUUUUUGGUUUGUUUGUCACCAGAAACAUGGCGGUCACGUCAAAAAUAACAAUGGGUUGCCAGUGGUGGGUGUUCUUUGAAGGUUAAAAUUUCAUAAAAGAUAAAGUAAAUCAUCAUCUAAAAUUCGUAAUAAAAACAUAUGUAUGUAUUGAAACAUAUGUACGUAAUAUAAGCAACUUAAUAAAACAUUUACCGUACACAAAUUCUUCAUUUUAAAUACAUUUCAUGUUUUUAUUUUAAAUACUCAAUGCAUAACAAUACCCCAAAGAUACGUCGAUGAUCAAAAUCUCUGUGCGCUUAUUCUUGAAUCGAGAGAAAAUUUUACUCCCCACUAAGCUAACUCACUUUUCUACUCCCUCAUAAUUUCUCUCGAUUCUAAAAAGCUGUAUUCUUGAAUCGAGGGAGUAGAAAGGGAUAAGAGAAAUUGUGAGCAGUGUUGCCGGGUGUUUAUUGAAAAUUUUAACCAAUCACAAGAGUUAAUUAUUGACAAAUGACAUGAUACCGUCAACAGUCAAAUUCAAAUUCAACCUUCAUUGCCAUUCUCCAUUUAUUUUAUUUGUUUACGUAUACAAACAAAGAAGGAACUGUUGUUUUCUUUCUUUGCAUUUGCAUUGCAGUUGUUUAUUUUUUGUAGACGAGGACAACGUGAUCAAAAAGUUGCAAAUAUUUGUAUUAGCAGGUAUUUUUAGAAACAUGACACAUAUAACUGCGGAACAAAAGGAAAUCAUGUUAGACUUCAUCAAAUCCAGGCCAAGGUUAUAUGCCGGGAAAUUUUCGCCAGAAUUUACCCGGCAACAAUCCCAAUCGCUAUGGCAGGAAUUGGCUACCAUAUUAAACUCGCACUCGAAUGGCGCCAAAAAAGAAUGGAGUGCUUGGCGCAAGACCUGGAUAGAUAUAAAAAAAAAUUGCAAGGCAAAAGCGGCCAGACAAAAGAAAUAUCAGAUGGGUACUGGAGGAGGGCCCUCUCAAUCUGAUGGUAAUAAUAUGGACGUAUUUGAAAGUAAUGUAAUAGGGCUUAUGAGCCCUGUAUGUAUAGCAGGGAAUGUGGAGGUACCUGAGCCAAGCAUAUCUCUGGAUGAAUCAUUCUCCACUAUAAUUAGUGAAGAUAUUGAAAAUAUAGAGCAUGACCAAAAUCCAUCUACAGCCACACAAGGAGAAGGAGCAACUGUAGAACCAGAGGUUGAAAAAGAGCCGUCAACCUCAGCCAAAAGUAAACGCAAAACAAAAACCCAAAGGCUGAAGGAGUCGAUACAAAACCAUGCAAAACUCGUUCAAAUUGCACGAACCGGUGUAAUGGACACAAAAACUUAUAGAGAAAAAAAACUACAAAAGAUGAGUGAGCACACCGAUGCAAUUAAAGAAUUAACAAGUGUGCUAGCAACAGUUGCUAAGGGGCUCACUAAUAUUGAGGGGCUCUUAAAUGAAUUAAUCUAAAAUUUAUAUUUUUAAUUAAAUUUCUAAAUUAUACAAA
Messenger RNA from Diabrotica virgifera virgifera (western corn rootworm), 1532 nucleotides. RefSeq lists its product as uncharacterized. NCBI's taxonomy places the organism in Eukaryota, Metazoa, Arthropoda, Insecta, Coleoptera, Chrysomelidae. Bases 557 to 1495 code for a protein of 312 amino acids. The transcript is spliced from 4 exons. The record is from RefSeq and is a predicted model, not a curated record.